GACCACGUCACUUAUUGCUAACGGGUCGGAGACAGGGAGAAGAGGCGGAGACGAACGUAUUAUGUUGAAUUUAAAGUAAUAAUGGCAGGGAAUUUAGGCGAGACGGUGCGAAUAUCAGACAAGGAGGCGUUCAGAGUGUUAAAUCUUCCGCUGGGGGUGGACAAGGAGGCUAUCACCAAACGAUACAAGAGUCUUUCAAUUAAACUCUCAGCUAGUCGAUUACAGGAGGACAAAAAGAGGUUGGAAAUGGUGAUUGCAGCUUAUCGGCAACUCCUUCCACCCAUUCCUAAGUGCAGCAAUAGGAACAAGACACGACACAAAGGGCAUUCGAAAAGUGUUUAUGAAGAUUAUGAUUCUGAUGAAGCCGGCUCGGAUAAAGAUUGGCGAGUGCUGUGUCGGAAUGGAGACUCGCGCUGCCAACUUUCCCAGAGUGUGGUGGAUUUGACGGAGGAGGAGAGGGAGCGAAGGAAAGUGGAGAAGCGGAGAGCGAAGAGGAAGAAGAGGAAGGAGAAGAAGAAACUGGAGAAAAUAGAGACGCAAAUAUUGAAUAAAGGAGGCGAAAAGAGAGAAGACGAGUCACCCUCCGAGGAAGAAGAGGAGGAGGAGGAGGAGGGCGAGGGAGAGGAGGGACAGGGAAUCGACCCCAACUCUGCUUUCGUGGCUAAUGCUGCAGCUAAGUGGGGGGGUGGGGGGGUGGGGGGCAGGCUGGGGGAGCGUGCCCCUCGUACUCAAUCGCACCCUGCCCCACCCCGCCCCCAGAGCAGAGAGGAGAGGAUGGAUCAGGGAGCAGAGGCCACACCACUACCCUCGGCCUGCCAAUUAGCGAAACGAGGCAACGAGGCAGCCAAUGUGGGGCAGUACGUGGCGGCGAUUAAACUGUUCUCGGACGCCAUCGCUCUCGACCAGACCGACCAUCGAUUCCUCGGCAACCGGUCUUUCUGUUUCAACCAGCUGGGGUACCACGAAAGGGCCCUACAGGACGCAGAGAGGGCCAUCACUUUAGCACCGCAGUGGGCCAAGGGACACUACCGCAGGGGAACAGCACUCCGAGACCUGGGCAGGUUCGUAGAUGCAGAGGCGGCCUUCAAGGAGGUGCUGAGGCUGGACGAAACUUGCAAGGAAGCUUACGAAGAAAUUAAACAAAUAAUGAUUAGUAGAAUUAUCGAAAUGGGUUUUACUCAAGGACAAGCUAUCAGUGCUGUUGCCAAAUAUUCUACUGUGCAGCCAGCCCUGGACGCCCUUCUGUCAGGUGAAUUUAGGGAAGCGAUAGAAGAUGUGUUUUAUUCAGAUGACGAAGACGAUUUUGUGAAGAGAGCGAAGAUGAGCAGGGCAGGGACUAAGGAUGCCAAGAUGAACUUAAAAGGACACAGCCCACAGAACCCUGAAGGCCUGACAUCUCUCUGGGUUGGCAACGUUGUCCCUGAAGUUACCGAGAAAAGUUUGUCACAGCUCUUUGCAAAACACGGGGAGGUGACCAGCGUAAGAGUGCUGAAGGAUAAAUACUGUGCCUUCGUCAACUUCACUACCAAGACUGCCGCUGGGAGAGCCAUGGAGGCGUUACAAGGAAGAGAAUUUUGUGGACAGAAACUUUUAAUUAAAUUCCCAGACAACCCUAUUCAACCCAACGGUGCCCCUGCCUCCGCCGCCAGAAGGAUACGGCAACAUUUAAAUCCAGUUGCAUCUAAAAACACCAUCACCCCCUGCAACGGCGCGACCACCACCACCACCACCAGCACCACCACCACCACCACCACCACCCAAGAGAAACUUAAAGGCCCCGUAAAUGGCGUAGAAUGCUAUUUUUUCAGGACUUCUGGUUGUGCAUUUGGGGAUAAUUGUAAACAUCAGCAUAUUUUGAAAAACCGCGGUAUUGAUAGAAGGUCGUGGCAGAAGCAGCAGUGAACGGCAAGGAUGGUGAUGAUAAAGGUCGAUU
This is a messenger RNA of Scylla paramamosain (green mud crab), 1933 nucleotides long. RefSeq lists its product as uncharacterized. The transcript has 14 exons. Gene Ontology annotation, molecular function: RNA binding; protein binding; metal ion binding. The record is from RefSeq and is a predicted model, not a curated record. The coding region runs from base 82 to 1902 and encodes 606 amino acids. Lineage: Eukaryota; Metazoa; Arthropoda; Malacostraca; Decapoda; Portunidae.